Messenger RNA from Hippocampus zosterae (dwarf seahorse), 2488 nucleotides. RefSeq names its product homeobox protein Hox-A2a-like. Lineage: Eukaryota; Metazoa; Chordata; Actinopteri; Syngnathiformes; Syngnathidae. The transcript has 2 exons. Gene Ontology annotation, molecular function: DNA-binding transcription factor activity, RNA polymerase II-specific; DNA binding. The record is from RefSeq and is a predicted model, not a curated record. Gene Ontology annotation, biological process: regulation of DNA-templated transcription. The coding region runs from base 1156 to 2238 and encodes 360 amino acids.
UUCAUCCUCCCUCUUCCUCACCAAGUCCUAUUUUUUUUCUAUGGAUGGAAAUAUACCACGGUGUGUUUAAAAAAAAGGGGGGGGGGGACAUUCCCAUAAAUGUGACGUUCACAGAUGACUUUGGAAGGACAAUAAAGCAGAGUCGGAGGAGGGGGCGGGGGGGCUGUUCCGUAAUAACGCUUCAAAUGAUUCGUUUUUAAUGUUUAUGACAACCAUUAUGGUCAUUGCUUAGUUUGAAAGCUCACCGUAGACGCCUUUAUUGUGUUGGAAGGCGUUUAAAGGGGGCUAACGGGAAAGCGGGUUGGCUGCGAUUGGAACCGUCGCAGCGUUCAUCCUCGCGUGCGUAAACAAGUCACAUAUUGCAGGUUAAUAUGUUGAUUUUUGUGUCCGAAUAUGAGUGCACACGUACGUCAAAACUGCUGUCGUGGUGCGUUCACGGCCUCAAAGUGUCACGAAUGAUUAAAUCGGUGCUUUUAUUUUUUUUAGUGCUGCUCAUCCUCGUAUAUUUUAUGCGUAGUGUAUAGGAAAAAAAUGAAGGAUUCAAUGAAAAAGUCUUAAUAGCACUUUUAGGGUAUGUUGUGUGUGCGUGCGCGCGCGCUUGGGCGCGUGCGUCGUGGGGGGCGUUCUCGCCUGACAUCCUCAAACAAUACGAGAAAGAGGAGUGCACGAAUCCGCGCGCCCUAAGCUUGCGGUUCUUCCCUGUAAUAGUGAGUCGGCCAUUCUUAAAAAACACAGUUUUUUUUUCCUCCACCCCCCCCCCCACCACCCCGGGUGGGGUUUUUUUCUCUUAGUGGUGCGCAGUCGGGAGGAUUAAGAUGUAAAUAAACGUGGCACAGCUGAGCGGCAGCAGCAGAAGACUUUUUUUGGGGUGGGGGGGGGAUCAAUCAGGCAGUCAGGGGCUUCUUUUGAUUAAAGCCCAAAUUGUCAUUGGGCAGAGGUAAUCAUGUGACAGGCAACUCGGUCCAAUUUCAACCUUGUCUCCAUGAAUUCAAUAGUUUGCUAGUAGCUCGGUCCCCACACGGCCGUAAUCACAGAAAUAGGAAGAGGAAGCCAUCACGGUACAUUUUUUUUUUGAAUGAUUUUCGUCUGCGCUUUGGCCAUUGAGUUUGUCGACAGUAACGCGUGCAAACUUUCCUGGGCUCGCAGGGAGAGGAGAUGAAUUACGAAUUCGAGCGAGAGAGCGGAUUUAUCAAUAGUCAGCCGUCGCUUGCUGAGUGCCUGACAUCUUUCCCCCCUGUCGCUGAUUCAUUUCAAAGUUCAUCAAUCAAGAGCUCGACACUGAUUCCUCCUCCCUUCGAGCAGACCAUCCCCAGCCUCAAUCCGGGCAGCCAUCCGCGCCACGGCCGUCCGAGACACAGCCCCGACGGAUGCAGCCCGCUGCCCACCGCCUCUCUGCCCCCGGAGUACCCGUGGAUGCGGGAGAAGAAAGCCUCCAAGCGGAACCACCUGCCCACGUCCACCGCUACCGCUUUAUCCACUAAUGGGCCCGUGUGCUUCUCUCCAAAAGGCUCGCCCGAGGUCGCGGAAGGCGGAGGGAUAAGCGGCGGCUCCCGCCGGCUCAGGACGGCCUACACCAACACCCAGCUGCUGGAGCUGGAAAAGGAAUUCCACUUCAACAAGUAUCUGUGCCGACCCAGGAGGGUGGAAAUCGCGGCCCUGCUCGACCUGACCGAGCGGCAGGUCAAAGUGUGGUUCCAGAACCGGCGCAUGAAGCACAAGCGUCAGACGCAAAGCAAGGAGAACCACAACGGCGAGUCGGGCAAGGGUCCCGGCGGCGGGGAAGACGGAAUGCACAGCGACGAUGACGACGAGGGGCCCCCGUACGAGCAAAGCGGGGCCCUGCUGGAGAGAGACACUUUCUCCUUUCACAACAACAAUCUGGAAUCCGCGCAGCAAGUCCACAAUAGCAACUCGGUGAGCUUUGCUGCUGCGUCGCUGAACAGCAAUGAGAAAAAUCUGAAACAUUUUCCCAACCCGUCACCCACUGUUCCGGGCUGCGUGUCAACAAUGGGCCCCGGCUCGGCAUCCGUGCCGGACAAUGGCGACAGUCCCCCAAGCCUCGAGGUUUCUAUACACGAUUUCCAAGCUUUCUCGUCGGAUUCCUGCCUGCAGCUUUCCGACGCUGCCUCGCCGAGCUUGUCGGAAUCCCUGGACAGUCCCGUGGACAUUUCUGCAGAUACUUUCUAUUUUUUCUCGGAAUCUCUGACUACAAUCGACCUGCAGAAUCUCAACUAUUAACGCAAAUCAAUCACGACUGGUUCUUGUUCUUUUCGGGCUUAACUCACGUCGGUGUAUAUUCGGCACGGUAAGAGGUUAAGAGGACAGUAACUAUCGUAACGAUUUUUUUGGGGGGGGAGGGGUGAAAAUUAUUAUGGGUGUGUGUGGAAAUUCUACAAUAUCCCGCCUGGAUGAAGCGUGGUCGUUUUUAUUUUUGUAUAGCUUCCAAUGUCUUGACUAUUUUUGUUAGAAUACAAUUAACUUGCUACAA